Messenger RNA from Beta vulgaris subsp. vulgaris (sugar beet), 1995 nucleotides. Its product is annotated as protein disulfide isomerase-like 1-3. The transcript has 12 exons. The record is from RefSeq and is a predicted model, not a curated record. The coding region runs from base 68 to 1846 and encodes 592 amino acids. Gene Ontology annotation, biological process: response to endoplasmic reticulum stress; protein folding. Gene Ontology annotation, molecular function: protein disulfide isomerase activity. Gene Ontology annotation, cellular component: endoplasmic reticulum. Lineage: Eukaryota; Viridiplantae; Streptophyta; Magnoliopsida; Caryophyllales; Amaranthaceae.
CCCCUUCAAGAAGACAUUUUUUUCUUUCUUCAUACUCUUGUGAGUUUCCAUCACAAAGGAACCAACAAUGGCAACACUAAAAACUCUCCUAUUACUGCUCCUCCCACUCCUCGUCCUUGCGACUACCGUCUCCAUUGUUGCCACAGCCAACGACACAACCAAAACCGUCACAACAUCCACAACAGUCGACAUUGACGGCGAUGAGGACUUGAGCUUCUUAGAUGAGCCCAAGGCACCCAAAGACUACCCUGAUUACGCAGACCCGAACUACCGCCCACAAGGCGAUGAUAUCGACUACAAAAGUUUCGAGGAUUUCCAACAAUGGGACGAGAGUAAGGCACCUCCUGCUCCCGUUAUCAAAGAGAAGGACGUGGUGGUGUUGAACAAGACUAAUUUUGAUGAGUUUAUCAGCAACACUAAGAAUAUUAUGGUUCAGUUUUAUGCUCCUUGGUGUGGGUAUUGCAAGAAGCUGGUGCCUGAGUACGCGGCUGCUGCUACCGAGCUUAAGGAGGGUGGAUUCGACGUUGUGCUAGCCAAGGUUGAUGCCAUACAAGAGACUGAGUUGGCUGAUAAAUAUAAGGUUGAUGGCUUUCCUGCUCUUUUCUUCUUCACUGAUGGCGCGAUCAAAUCGUACGAGGGUGACAGAACUAGGGAUGCGAUCGUUUCUUGGUUAAAGAAGAAAACAGGUCAUGCAGUUUACAAUGUGACAAGUACUGAGGAGGCAGAAGAUAUCUUCCUUGCUGAAACAAAACUUGUGGUGGCAUAUGUUGAUAGCCUAACGGGUUCUGACAGUGAGGUGCUUGAUGCUGCAGCCAAACAAGAGGAUGAUGUCAACUUCUAUCAGACCACUAGCUCGGAUGUAGCUAAAGUUUUCCAAAUUGACACCGAUGCAAAACGCCCUGCAGUAGUUUUGUUGAAGAAGGAGAUUGAGAAGCUAUCUAAGUUUGAUGGUGAUUUCUCAAAAUCAGCUAUUGUAGACUUUGUAUCCAGCAAUAAACACCCUUUGGUGAUCACUUUUACCAUGGAAAGUGCUUCAUUCGUUUUCGAGGGUCCAAUCCAGAAUCAGCUUUUCCUUUUUUCCCCAGCUCAACAAUCAGAAAAGCUCAUCCCUACCCUCGUGGAAGCAGCCAAAGCUUUCAAGGGAAAGAUAAUAUUUUCGUACGUGCAAAUGGAAAACAAGGACUAUGGAAAGCCAAUGAUCGAUUUCUUUGGGGUCGAUGGUGAUGCUCCUAGAGUGCUUGCAUACACUGGACACGCUGAUCGUAGGAAGUUUUUCAUGGAGGGUGAUAUCACCUCAGACAAUAUUAAGUAUGUGCAGUCGUUUGCUGAGGACUUUCUAGCAGACAAGCUUAAGCCAUUCUAUAAAUCUGAUCUUAUUCCUGAAACAAAUGAGGGUGAUGUGAAAAUUGUUGUGGGCAAAAACUUUGAAGAAAUUGUUUUGGAUGAAUCAAAGGACGUUCUUCUUGAGAUAUAUGCUCCUUGGUGUUCUCAUUGUCAAGCUCUAGAGCCAAGCUAUAAUAGGCUUGCCAAACAUUUGAGAGGCGUUGAAUCCUUAGUAGUAGCAAAGAUGGAUGGCACCAAAAAUGAGCACCCAAAAGCUUUGGUGCAAGGAUUCCCUACUAUUCUUUUCUACCCCGCUGGAAACGAGAGUUCUGACCCAAUCAUAUUUGACUCGGAUUCAGUAACCGGUGUGGCACUCUACAAGUUCAUCAAAAAGCAUGCUACUACUCCUUUCAAGAUUGAAAAACCAAUUGAUCCUCCAUCAUUGACAUCAGAAGGUGGUGAGCCUGUAACUAUUGAGACUGAAGCUGCCAAUGAUAGCCCUAAUGUAAAGGAUGAAUUAUAAGUGUCGUUUUAAGUAUAGUUUUCGUUUUCUAGCGAAAUCAUAUACAGUUUUGAUUUGUUUGUGACACAUUAUUGUUGUAGAAGAAGAUAAAAUGCAAUGGGAUGUUUGUUUCAUUAGUUUUGUGUAAUAAAGACAAUGUGCUUUGUGUA